AUGAAACAUUCAAAAGCUCUAUUAUCGAAAAUUCCAUCAUCAGUGAGAUUAUCCUUACAACAAUUUCGACAAUCACAUAAUGAAGCAUCAUUGGGAGAAGAAAAAUCAGCUGGUGGUCUUAAUUUUGAAUUGAGUGCCGAACAAAAAGAAAUGCAACAAUUAGCAAGAAAAUUUACUAAAGAAGAAAUUAUACCAGUUGCUGCACAUUAUGAUAAGACAGGAGAGUAUCCAUGGCCAAUUGUGAAAAAAGCUCAUGCACUUGGUUUAAUGAAUAUGCAUAUACCAACAAAAUAUGGCGGUUUGGGACUUGGUAUUCUUGAUUCAUGUGUUGUUACAGAAGAAUUAGCCUAUGGUUGUACUGGAAUUCAAACCGCUCUUGAAGCAAAUUCACUUGGAAUGGCUCCAGUUAUUGUUGCUGGUAAUGAUGAACAAAAAAAGAGAUUUUUAGGACGAUUAAUUGAGGAACCAUUAAUGUGUGGAUAUUGUGUAACUGAACCAGGUGCUGGCUCAGAUGUUGCUGGUAUUAAAACAAAAGCAGAAAAAAAAGGUGAUGAAUAUAUUGUCAAUGGACAAAAAAUGUGGAUUACUAAUGGAGGCGUAGCUAAUUGGUUUUUCCUUUUGGCUCGUACUAAUUCUGAUCCAAAAGCACCUGCUAGUAAAGCAUUUACUGCAUUUGCUAUUGAAGCUGAAAAUCCUGGUUUGACACGAGGUCGAAAAGAAUGGAAUAUGGGUCAACGAGCUUCAGAUACACGUGGUCUUACAUUUGAAGAUAUGCGCGUACCCGCAGCUAAUGUUCUUGGUAAAGAAGGUGAAGGUUUUAAAGUUGCAAUGUUAGUAUUUGAUAAAACACGUCCACCUGUUGCUGCUGGUGCAAUUGGUCUUGCUCGUCGUGCAAUGGAUGAAGCAACGCAAUAUUCAUUACAACGAAAAACUAUGGGCAAAUUUAUAGCUGAACAUCAAGCUAUCGCUUUUAUGCUUGCUGAAAUGGCUAUUGGAAUUGAAUCAGCACGUUUAGUUACACAUAAAGCUGCGUGGCAAGUUGAUAACGGUGGUAAAAAUACAUAUUAUGCAUCAAUAGCAAAAGCAUUAGCAUCUGAUGUUGCUAAUAAAUCAGCAACCGAUGCUGUACAAAUAUUUGGUGGUAAUGGAUUUAAUAGUGAAUAUCCUGUUGAAAAACUUAUGCGAGAUGCUAAAAUCUUCCAAAUUUAUGAAGGUACAUCUCAAGUUCAACGUUUAAUUAUUUCGCGUGAAAUUCUUUCACGUGCUAAAUCAGUAGCUUCAUAA
This is a messenger RNA of Adineta steineri, 1284 nucleotides long. NCBI's taxonomy places the organism in Eukaryota, Metazoa, Rotifera, Eurotatoria, Adinetida, Adinetidae. The record is from the annotation of a GenBank genome assembly.